AUGAGAGGCUACAUUUUCACCACCAGCUUAACUACUAGUAUGUACUUGAGAUAACAUAACUAGAGUGGACAGAAUUUUAAAGAGUAAAUAUAACUUAUGGCAAAACUAGUUCCUUCAACAAUCAGGCACAGUUUACAGUCCUCAGUAGCAUUCUUGAUUGCAGUAUUUGUCAUUGCUGUCAUCUAUUUCGCCUGGAAAAAUGGAGGCCUAUAUGAUACUAGUACUAGUAAAUGGAGUGCUGAUCAAAAUUACUCGUCAGAAAGCUGCAAUUUGUUUUCCGGGAAAUGGGUAUUUGACAACGAGUCCUACCCUCUAUACAGAGAAGAAGAAUGCACGUUUGUGUACGAUGAAAAUGCUUGCCAAAUGUUUGGAAGAAAGGAUUUGAAUUAUCAACACUGGAGAUGGCAGCCUCAUCGAUGUAACCUCAAAAGGUUCAAUGCCACAGUAUUGCUAGAGAGACUGAGGAACAAAAGGAUGGUGUUUGUCGGAGAUUCAUUGAUUCGGGGCCAAUGGCUCUCGAUGGUGUGCCUAGUCAACAACUUUAUACCUCCAGCCCUCAAAUCCAUGCACUACAGCUUCAAUAACUCCUUGAUCACACUGAAAGCUCAAGAAUAUAAUGUUUCGAUUGAGUUCUAUUGGUCGCCAUUGCUAGUGGAAUCAAACUCAGACGAUCCAUGGAACCAUCGCUUUCCAGACCCGAUUGUAAGAGCACAAACCAUUUACAAGCAUGCUAGGCACUGGACUGAUGCAGAUAUACUCAUCUUCGGUACCUAUCUCUGGUGGAUAGGGCCUUCAAAAUCUAUGAACACAUUGUGGGGUUCAUUCGAAAGUGGGAAUGGAAUAUUCAAAAGAGUAGGGAUGUUACGCAGUUAUGAGAUGGCCUUGAAGACAUGGUCAGACUGGCUAGAAAUCCAUAUCGACCGUAACAAGUCACAGUUAUUUUUCAUGAGCAUGUCUCCAACUCAUAAAUGGGCCGAAGAAUGGGGAAAGAGUAACAAUGGAAAUUGCUACGAUGAACAAGAAAUGAUUGAAGAAGAAGGAUACAGAGGAAAUGGAACAGACCCCAGAAUGAUGAGAAUUGUGGAAGAUACCAUAGAUGAGUUGAAGAGGAGAGGUUUGCAAGUGAAAUUGAUGAACAUAACUCAACUUUCAGAGUACAGAAAAGACGGUCACCCAUCGAUUUACAGGAAGCAAUUGCGGGCUUUAACUGAGGAACAACUCGCAAAGCCAACUAGUUAUUCAGACUGUAUACAUUGGUGGCUUCCCGGGGUUCCUGAUGUUUGGAAUGAACUCCUAUAUGCUCACAUUUUCUCAUGACAUUCAAUACAAGUAAUUCUAAUCGAAUUGGACGAAAGGAUCGUGUUUGUUUGAUGUUUCAUUGUUUAGAUUAGUCUUUAAGCGGGAGUGCAUGCUUUUAUGCAUCUUAAAUUACGUGUAAAAAGUCAAAGUGACAUGUAAAAGGGGAUUAUGAUACUAUACUCCAGACUGUGAAAGAGUGAUGUGCAAUGAACGUCUUUAGACUAGUUAGAUUGUGUA
This is a messenger RNA of Daucus carota subsp. sativus, 1536 nucleotides long. RefSeq names its product protein trichome birefringence-like 34. Gene Ontology annotation, molecular function: O-acetyltransferase activity. Gene Ontology annotation, cellular component: Golgi apparatus. The coding region runs from base 97 to 1317 and encodes 406 amino acids. The record is from RefSeq and is a predicted model, not a curated record. The transcript has 5 exons. Lineage: Eukaryota; Viridiplantae; Streptophyta; Magnoliopsida; Apiales; Apiaceae.